Messenger RNA from Symbiodinium sp. CCMP2592, 3906 nucleotides. The record is from the annotation of a GenBank genome assembly. NCBI's taxonomy places the organism in Eukaryota, Dinophyceae, Suessiales, Symbiodiniaceae.
AUGGCCCCUCAAUUUCAGUCAUCCGAUUGGACGGUCCUGACCUCUCCUACCGUUGACUGUAAGGCAGCAGGCUUAGUGGUCCUGCUGGACAAACAGUUCUGCGACCAGGGUCAACUAACCUAUGCGGACCCACUUCCAGGCAGGGUGCAACAUGUCCGACUUGCCUCGUCAAAGUGGACCCUGGACCUUUUCAACCUCUACCAAAAGCCCCAAACCACGCAAAAGAAUCAAGCUGCAGCAUCCAAGGAACUCCGUAAAAAGGUAUGGCACACUCUCCGGGCCGAGGUCAGUCGCGCUCACUGGCUCGAGAUCAACACCUGCUGCAGCAGCUCCUUGAGGAUCAUCAACUUGUGCAGCUCAACUCUUGGAGCCGUCACGCAGGCCCCACCUACCUGCAUCAUGCUGGACACAGUCUCAUCGACCACUUGCUCGUGCGAGGCACGCAUGCUGAUAGCUUGGCUCGCUUGGCUUGCUGCAUGGCGACAAGGAGGCAGGCACCUACCGCUUGUGGGCACAGUCCGUCUUCAACUCUUCCAGAAAUUGAAUCGGCCACCUCCCCAAUCUGUCAGGACCUGGGAUCACUGGACCCUUGUCCAGACGUGCCUAGACCAGCAGGACCCCCGCAUUCUUCAGCUUCGUCACCGUGUUGGCCAGUGCCUCCCCCAGGUACAGACCCUUGCCGAGCUGGACCAGGUCCUUACCACACAUGCAGCAGCCAUCUUUCCGGCACCAGAACAGCCCCAACGUCUAGCUGUGUGGCAGACUCCGGCAAUGCAAGGUGGCCUGAAGGCCAUGUGGCAGGCCUAUCGUGCAUGGAAAAGACCAGUAGGUGCUGGACUCAGGGAUAUCCUCACCAAAUGGCGGAGCUAUCAACUUUUUCAGCAGAAACAGAGAGCGUUCAAAAAAGCUGGUAAGGAGGCCAAGAAGCACUGGUUCCAGUCCCCACUGGCGGACUUGCAGCAUGCUGCUCAGUCCAAAGAUACAAGGCUCCUCUAUGCCGGUGUUCGAUCCCUGGCCCCAAAAUCCAGGCGAAUUGCCGUCCAGCUCCGAGACGCUUCCGGAUGCAUGCAAGAUGCCUCUGCCCAAGCCGAGCAACUCCGGGCUCACUAUGAGAAAUUGUAUCAAGCACCUGCAGAGUCCACCCCUCCUCCCCCACCUUCUCACAUUCAAAUGGACGUUACAGACACGGAGGUCCUACAUGCCCUCGAUCACCUUCCGAUCCACAAGGCAGUGCCCAGAGGCAUGGCCACCACCUCCUUGUGGCGUAGCUGUUCGGAUGUGCUAGCCUGCUCUACCCCGGCACGCAAACUCAUGGAUGCCUACGAGAACAAGCCCAGAUCCUCCACAAACCAAGGCGGGUUGCAGCUUUCAUUGGACCUAACUUCCGCGUUCGAUGUUCUCUCCUGGCGCUUGCUAUCAGAAGCCAUGCAAGCUGCUCACAUACCCUCCGAGCUUCAGGAUUGGGUCUCUAGCUGGUACAGUGAAGUAACCUAUCACAUUCGGCACCUUGGCUGGGAAAAGUGGGUGCAAGCUUCGCAGGGAGUGCGACAGGGGUGCCUCCUGGCACCCCUGCUUUGGGGUCUUUGCACGGGAUAUCUGCUAGUCACCCUACAACAGGCAACUACAAUUGAGUGGGUAGCUCAAUCAGUGACUGGCUAUGCUGACGAUUUUCAUGCAUCUGACAUGGUCACCUCAUAUGCCACCCUGGUCCGAGCAGAAUCUCGACUCGGCUCACUUCUGGAUGUUCUUGCAGAUGCUCAGAUGCGUAUCAACUCCAAAAAGUCCGCUAUCUUGCUUCGGGUCUGUGGUCGUUUUGCCAAGCGACGUUGCUUUGAAUUCCCACUGAAAGACCAACAUGUCUACUUGGGAGUGACCAUCUCUUACUAUUCUGCUGCCAAGCACACUGUAGCCUACCGCAUGCAGGCUGCCAACCAAGCCUGGCAAAGGCUCCGUAAGAUCCUGUGCUCGCGAACUCAGCUAGAUGUCCGCAAACGCAUCGCCAUCUGGAGGGCCACCGUGAUCCCCACACUGCUGUACGGUCUGGCAGCCACGGCCCCAGCUAUGCGUGACCUUCAGAGAAUCCAACACCAACUUACAAAGCAACUUCGUGCCAUCACACAUCUCUACGCACACCUCAGCAAAGUUUCCACAACUGAUCUGCACAGCAGAUAUGGUGUACCUACAGCCCUUGAUAUCCUCCACAAGGACGUUCGUGCUACUGCUGCCCAACUGCAGGUAUGGCAAGCCGAACAGUGGUCACCUUCGAUCGACGAAUACACAGCCUCAAUGGCCUACCUACUUGUCGUUUAUGUGGUAUGCCUCGUACUGCUGAAGCUUCUGACACUGCUGUGGCCUUGCCCUCAGAUCCCACAUCGCCUGAUCAACCUGCAAUGCCAACCCCUGCUGAAACAGGGUCAAUGGGUGGAUCUGGCCAAUCCUGGCAUGACCGGCUUCACCCUGGACUACAUGGAUCUCGACGACGAGGAGGCCAAAUUUUUCGGAUCAGAUCCUCAGAAAGCCACGCCGCCCACCAAGCGGCCUCGACCGGAGGAGUCCCACUCGAUGACACCGAUGAUCAGGGGCAAAGGCAAAAAUGGCAAAGGGAAAGGGAAAGGCAAAGGAAAGCCAACGGCACCGGCAACCCGUUGGGACUAUGCCAGUGGUUCCGACCAAUGGGAAGCCCCGUGGACCAACGAGAUGAUUCCACCCUACUACCAGGGCGAUCGAUCCCAGGACCCAUACCGGGUGCAAAUGUGGAACCUCACCAGGCUCGUCCUGCAGCAGGAACAGACCUUGGCAUCGCUCCGUCAGGACAUCACCCUCUACCUCUUUGUCAAGACAGGCCAGGGCAGCAUCGUAUCGCUUCUGCAUCAAACUGCGGAGAAAUGGCGGCAAGCGAAGGAAAUCUCGCCACAGACUCUGACCUACUCGCUCAAGAUCGCGAUGUUCAAGCAGCUCAUGAUCGAACUUCAUGGUCGCCUCACCGCGGUGGCCAAGGACACAUCGGAGAUGGAAAAAGCACGGAAGCUGAACUGGACAGACGAACGAGGACACUGGAGAGUACUCAAGUGGGACCUGCUCAAGCAGACAGUGGAGUUGAGGAAGGGAGUCACAGAGGAGGCUCUGCAUCGCUUCCGGAGCUACAAGAAGAUGACAGAACAGCCGGUCACCGAAUGGAUGCAGUUCCGUCUGGAGAUUUCCCUCCGGCCACUGGGAGAUCCAAUCUGGAAUACUCUCCAGACUUGGGUGGGACAAGCGGCAUGGCAUCUGCUCGGCUGUCGCCUACGACGAGAGCGACCCCAGUACAACGGACUGGUCGACCAGGUCGGGGUUGUGCAGCGCGAUCCGAGACCUCUCACAGGCCACCUCCACAUUGUGCAUUUGCCAGUCUUCAAAGCGGGCAGCGAAGCCGAACGCUGCAAUCUUGAGUGCGAGCAUCUGCCCUAUCAGGUCGUGGCUAUGGCACUGCACCACGGGGCAUCGCCGACCGAGGGACACUACCAAGCAGUCCUCUGCGGUCAGCCUUUCUAUGGGGGAGAUAAAAAGUGGCUCACUGAUGACAAUCGCACUGCCUGCAUCCACAAACAUGCAGACUCGGCAUUGCAUCGCAAAGUGAUCGUCCGCGACACGCCCCUGGGCUGUGAAGGAGCCGUUGCCGUCUUGCAGACUGGCGCACGGCACAUUUUUUUGGAUGCCUGCGACCUGGGCGACGAUGAGGCUUGCGCCAUUGCCGACGUUCUUCGGCAGCUGCCCAGCGUGGAGAACCUCACACUGCGCAACACGCAGAUCACACGCGAGGGCUUUAAGGAGCUCGAAGAGGCUUCGAAGGUCUUCAACUCCGUGUCUUUGGACGUCCACACCCUCCAGGUCACGGCAGUGGAUCCUGUACAGAGUACGCAAGGCGAU